Messenger RNA from Arabidopsis thaliana (thale cress), 868 nucleotides. Its product is annotated as RNA-binding (RRM/RBD/RNP motifs) family protein. NCBI's taxonomy places the organism in Eukaryota, Viridiplantae, Streptophyta, Magnoliopsida, Brassicales, Brassicaceae. Gene Ontology annotation, molecular function: nucleic acid binding. The record is from RefSeq and is marked reviewed. The coding region runs from base 358 to 621 and encodes 87 amino acids. The transcript is spliced from 2 exons.
AGAAAAAAAAGAUAAUAAAUAGCUUCGUCGUCGUGAUCGACCUCUGAAAUCCCUAAAAUAGGAGGGAAAAUAUAUUGAUCGUAGCUAGGGUUAUCGACUCUUUUGUCAACCUCUCCAUGGACUUUUUCGGUUUUAACAGACCUCAGGUCUGCAAAGAACACAAAGUGCUGAACCUGUUUGCUGAUAAUCCUGAGAUGAAAGCCUUUUUCGAGAAGAUGCUUUGAUUUUUUUUUGUUUUUGGAGAUUUGUAGAUGUAAAGAUAUUUUCUUCAUCAUGUGUUGAUUGAAUAAUUAUUAUUAUUAUUAUAGUUGGUAUAUCGACGUUGAAGGAUUCGACACUUCGCUUCCUGAGGAUGAGAUGAAGGAGGCCUUGACUAAUCAUUUCAAGUCAUGUGGAGUAAUCGCUAUGGUUUCUUUCCGGAGACACCCUGAAACCGAUGUUGUCAACGGCCUUGCUACUAUUACCAUGAUGGGAAAUGACGCUGAUGAGAAGGUGAUGCUACUUAAUGGAAGUGAAUUGGGAGGAAGGAAACUUGUUGUCAAGGCCAACCCUACUCCCAGACUGAAACUUGACCAUCUUAACCUUCCCUUUGGCGGCUCCUCUGUCCCAGGUACAUCAUAAGUUUGGAGUCUCUUUGGUGUUUUCAGAUCCAGAUACAAUGCAACCUGCUUUCUUUUCAUCACUCGUUGGGUCCUUAUGAACUGUGAGACAAUGAAACCCCCUUUGGGUCUUUCUUUCUUUGCCAUGUUUAAAUGUAAGCUCCAUAUGUAUGACGUUUGUGUGUGGAUGAUUAAAGUAAGCUCUAUUAUCAUUAUCUAGUUUGACAUUUGUGUGUGGAUCAUUAAGUAAAGCUCUAUUAUCAUUGUCU